Molecule: messenger RNA, 888 nt
Organism: Paraphaeosphaeria sporulosa
Lineage: Eukaryota; Fungi; Ascomycota; Dothideomycetes; Pleosporales; Didymosphaeriaceae
Product: GCN5-related N-acetyltransferase-like protein
Exons: 2
Coding region: 1-519 (172 amino acids)
Biological process (GO): protein acetylation
Molecular function (GO): N-acetyltransferase activity
Source: RefSeq, a predicted model, not a curated record
AUGGCUUCCAAUGGGGCUACUGUUCGCCACGCGACGCGUGAAGAUGUCAACACCAUCUAUGACCUCAUCAUUGAGCUUGCCGACUACGAGAAGGCCAAGUCGUCCGUGAAGGCGUCCCCCGAGAUCCUCGCCAAAACGCUCGCGUUCCACGACCCUUCCACGCCCGACACCUUCACGCCCGGCUACGCGCGCACGUUCCUCCUUGUCGCUCCUGAGGGUGAGGUCGCCGGCAUGGCUCUCUACUUCUACAACUACAGCACCUGGACGGGCGUCCCUGGUGUAUACCUCGAAGACCUCUUCGUCAAGACGAAGUACCGGAAGAGGGGAUACGGCAAGGCGUUGAUCAAGGCUUGCGCAAAGGAAUGUCUCCGGAUCAAUGGACAGCGGCUCGAGUGGAGCUGUCUGGACUGGAAUACGCCGAGCCUCGAGUUCUACGAGAGCCUGGGUGCGACGCAGAAGAAGGAAUGGGUCGGGCUGAGGGCCGAGGGCGACGCACUGGCGAAGUUGGCAGAGAACUAGACAUGUAUUGAUACAAACAAAAAAGGAGCAUAGAGGGGCCGACCGAACAUCGCACCUACCCCGCUCAUUCACGCACGUCCAGCGUCCCCGGCUUUGCUUCGGUGAUGGCUGGCUUGGUGUUCUUGUACAACCACCAAGUGGCGGAAGAUUUCUUAAUCCUGCCAAUAACCACGCGAAUCACGACUCGCGCACCGCAAAUUCGAAUUUGACACCAAACAAAAUACAGGAAUGGCGUCGAUAAUGCCAGCCAGCCAGCCUGUCGGCGCCCCCGUUGUGGACGUAAACAUCGGAUAGCGGCUCUUUAGCGCGCACUCAGUGUUUCGGGCGGCUCGGACGAAUCACGAAUGCGGCGGCGCACGAUCAUCAUCC